AUGGGAAAAAAACUGAUUGAUGCUGUCUAUGAAGUAUCUCAGGUUCCGGCAAUGAUGACCGGAUCGGUUGCUCGUGGGACAUGGGUCAAAGGAGAUAAGGACAUUGAUAUUUUCAUGCUGUUUCCUCCAGAACUCGAUCGAGAGUCGCUUAAGGAAUUAGGGCUUCGUACGGCACAUGCGGUUGUUGACAAGUUCAAGGGAGUUGCUCGGGAAAAAUAUGCAGAGCAUCCAUAUCUUAAUGCGGAAAUUGAGGGAUUUGAUGUUGAUUUGGUACCCUGUUAUCGUAUUUCAUCGACGGCUGAACUGAAAUGUGCUGUUGACCGUACACCGUUUCAUACGCGAUAUCUUCAGGAAAAAAUUGUGCCGUUUAAAGAGGAUGUUCUUCUUCUUAAACAGUUCUGUAAAGCUGGAGGUAUUUACGGGUCAGAUCAUAUGACCGGGGGAUUUUCAGGAUAUCUAUGUGAGUUGUUAACGGUAUUCUACGGGGGAUUUGAAAAUGUUUUGAAGGCUGCACAAAUGCAGUUUCAUCCGCAUAUGGUCAUUGAUAUUGAAGGAUAUUAUCUAGAUAAGAAAACAGUACAGAAUAUGUUUUCCGAACCGUUUAUUGUAAUUGAUCCUACCGAUAAAACAAGGAAUGUUGCCGCGGCGGUUACCAUGACUUCCUUUGCUGAAUUUUGUGAACUUGCUAGGGCGUAUCGUGUCUCUCCUUCGCUUCAAUAUUUUCUUGUUCCUGAAAGCGUAUUGAUGAGUAAGGAUGAAUUUGUUUCAAUUCUUAAAGCGCGGGGAACAUCUUUAAUCGCCCUAACAUUUCCGACUCCGGCAUAUGUUGCAGAUACAGUUGUACCGCAACUGAAAAAAACCGCAGAAUCACUUCGUGUAUUGAUGGAAGAUGCUGAUUUUACAGUUUUGCACUGGGGAUAUUUUAUGGGAACUGAUACGUCCAUGCUGCUUUUUGAGUUGACGAAGGUGAAUCUUCCAUCAUUUAUGAUACGUGAAGGUCCGCCGGUUUGGAAUACGGAAAAUGCCGCGAAGUUUAUCAAUAAAUAUGGAAAAACCGUAUCGCCCUUUGCCGGUCCGUGGAUUGCUGAUGGAAGAUGGAUAAAUCACAGGUUCUUUCCUGUUCACUGGGAAAACAUAUUCGAAUUGCGAUGGAAGAAACAUAUGAAGUUCUUGUUGAUGAUGAAAUCUGGUCCCCGUCUGUAUCUGGAUUUCUGCAUACGUAUCUGA
Molecule: messenger RNA, 1227 nt
Organism: Cylicocyclus nassatus
Lineage: Eukaryota; Metazoa; Nematoda; Chromadorea; Rhabditida; Strongylidae
Source: the annotation of a GenBank genome assembly